Molecule: messenger RNA, 1431 nt
Organism: Drosophila subpulchrella
Lineage: Eukaryota; Metazoa; Arthropoda; Insecta; Diptera; Drosophilidae
Gene: Srlp
Product: probable enoyl-CoA hydratase echA8
Exons: 4
Coding region: 156-1280 (374 amino acids)
Source: RefSeq, a predicted model, not a curated record
AAAUAACACACUUUUACCUGUCAAACAAAAUUCUCUUAAAUAGCUGGAUAUGGCGGAAAACGCUAGAUAGUAACCACACCAGCGGUGGCAACCCUGCAACACAAUUACCAUUGAAUUGUUUUUACGGAACUUGACGAGUUUUUAAUAUUUCGACAAUGUUGCGCAAAUUCGGCAAACUGGUGGCUCAGCAGGUGGGCCAGCAAGCACGUUUCACCACAGCCCACCGCACAUUCUCCUCGACAAAAGCGCUGCAAAAAGAUCCUGCGCCCCAGGAGUCCGAGUCGUCACCGCCCAAGAACAUACUGAUGGAGAAGGACAAGAACAUCACCCUGAUCGGCAUCAAUCGACCGCAGCAGCGCAAUGCCAUCGACUCCCUCACAGCCUCGCAACUUUGCGACGCCUUCGCCAACUUCGAGGCGGACGACACUUCGCCAGUAGCCGUGCUCUACGGCGUGGGCGGAUCCUUCUGCUCCGGCUUUGACAUCCUCGAGAUCAGCACCGACGAGAAGGAGGAGAUCAGCGUGGACAUCCUGAUGCGACCGGAGGGCUCCGUGGGUCCCACGCGGCGCCAGAUCAAGAAGCCAGUCGUGUGCGGCAUCAAUGGCUACUGCAUAGCCAACGGCCUGGAGCUGGCCCUCAUGUGCGACCUGCGCGUCAUGGAGGAGUCCGCCGUACUGGGAUUCUUUAAUCGCCGCUUUGGCGUGCCAAUGCUCGAUGCUGGCACUAUUCGCCUGCCGGCCAUGAUUGGCUUGUCCCGUGCUCUAGAUCUGAUACUCACAGGACGUCCGGUGGGCUCCCAGGAGGCCCACGACAUUGGCCUGGUCAACAGGAUUGUCCCCACAGGAACUGCACUGGGCAACGCCCUGGAGCUGGCCACUUGUCUGGCCAAGUUCCCGCAACGCGCUCUUAUCCACGAUCGUAACUCUGUCUACUCGAGCACUUUCGAGACGUCCACGUUCCAUCAGGCGGUGCAGAACGAGGUGAUGUUUACUUCCCGAGAGAUCAUUGAGGACAUGCAGAACGGCAUCAAGUGGUUUAACCAGACCUUUAAGCCGGACACCACGCAUUCGUGGCUCAAGCGGGACCGCUCCAUGGCCGACUGGGACGAUGAGGAAGUGGCCGAGGCUGCUGCCCAGAAGGAAAAACUGAGGCAGGAACAGGAGGCCGCUCUCGCCGAGGCAGAAAAGCAAAAGUCCCAAAAAAAAUCGAAGAAGGCGGAGGAGAAGCCUGCUGAGAGUGCCGAUAGUAAAGAUCCUGAAGAUAAGCCAAAGCAAAAGUAGUGAUGCUUAUCCAAACAAAAUUAACUGUUUCAAGUCAUUUAUUUUAAUUUUGUAAAUAUCACGCUCAUUACCAGUUCCAAACUGAUCCAUUCAACCUUGCUAACUUAUUCAAAUAUAUAACUGUUAUCAGAACAAAUUGUUUAAGGAUGAA